UGUUUUCAAAUUUUUCCCAAAAAUUACAAAUUGUGAGAUUUCAACGAAAAAUAACAAAAAAACACAGAGAAAACAGAUGUCGAAAAUCAUCAUUUUUAUAUGGCUGUGCCUGUUACUGUAUUGGCUUCUUGAAUAUGUUGACAGUACGAACAUCGAUGAUACUAAAUCGGAGCAUCAUGUGGCGGCAUCAAUUGAUGGAAAGGAAGUAAUUUUGGACAAUGAAAAUGGUAUGGAAACACCGGAACGCAUUAAACGACUUUAUUCAGACAAAUUGCUCGACUCUUUCAAUAAACUUAAAACGACAUUUGAAAAAUCCUUAUCGGAUAAGUUGGAGAGUCCAGUGUUGGGAGCUGUUCAGAGCAGCUCGAUAUUACAAGGCAAAUCAAAACUAUCAUCAUUGUUGGAUACAUAUAAAUCUUCGAUUAGUACUGGUUUAUCGAAAGGGAUUAGUUUGGCGCCAUUAACAAGUAUUCACCACGGUGACGAAACGGAAUCAUCCGAACUGGAAAAUGUGGGAGCCGCAAUGCCAUGUAUCACAUCCGAACCAUCUGUUUCGAGUGUAGCAUUGUCACAGUCAGACGAAACAGUUGGCGCAGCAGCCAAACCUAUCGUACUGCCCGACUAUUUAUUGGAUCAAAAUUCUAUGAAAAAAGUAAAAAAGCCGCAAAGUAAUCGCAUUUCAUUACAACAAUUGCAAGAAACAGCCAAUUUGCGUACUGCAAUUAAUAAUGCUGUAAAACAUGGCAUUUAUGUACAUUCGGCGUCUGAAGUGAAAUAUAAAAAUAGCCAACAAAAUAGUCGACUAAAUCAAGCGCCACCAUCGCCAAACCGUCGACCAACACAACAACGGCCAACCCAAUAUAAUCCUUUCCGGUCACAAUACACUACACCUCGGCCUCCACCACAGCCACAAUAUAAUACGCCACGACCCACACAUGCACCUCCGUCAUAUUAUUAUCCACAACAACCACCACAAUAUAGUCCUUAUCCACCGCCAUCGUCCGGAAAUUUUCCACCAAACUUUUCUCAAUAUGGUGAUUUCUUUAACAGUUUUUGGCAAAAUUUGGUUGGAGAUGCAGGACCACAAAUUGGUAGUGCACGUAGUGAUUUCUCAUAUGUUGAUAAGGAUUCAAAGAGCCCCAAAGCGUCACCUGAUGAAAAACUCAUAAAUCCAUUGCCGGGCGACAAUGAAUCAUCGAUGAAGGAAAAAAUCAAUCUAGGUGAUAAUGAUGACGAUGUGGUUGAAAAAAUGAUGGCCAAAGCAGCUCAGCAGCUCGCAAAUGAAGGUAUCGUUUCGAAUACGGUAGAAAGUUAUGCGAAUAGUGUAGAAGUUCCAUCGAUUGAAACGAAUCAGGUGAGAGAAGAAUUGAAUAUAACAUCGGUAAAAGAGGAUACGAGUUUUAAGAUUGGUGAAAAUGUACGCGCGUGGCGAACAUUACAACGCCAUAAACGAGAAUCACAUGCUCUGAUCGGUAUGACAAAUACAAGUAUUGUACUUGUUCAAGAGAAAAAUGGUGUUUACAAACUGAAAGUUGAAGUGCCAAUGCUAUCAAAGCCGACAUUUUUCGAAAUAUUUACAUUCUGGAAUCAAACUCAGCGUUCUAUUGAUGGCAUUGUAAUUGUGAGCAUACAAAAUGAACUGGUUUUUCUUCGGGUCAAUGAAGCAAUGGAUAAAAUGGAAAUCAUUUGGAUGUGGCCGACGAACAAUCUCCCAAAAUACCUGCAUCACUUUGUUAUAGAUAAUUCAGAUACGUUGUUGAUUAUAACCGAUCUGCAUAAUGGUUCGGCUGCCAGUUUAUAUCGAUUUGAUAUGAAUGAAGAGGUGUUUUUCUUGCGUCAAACUUUAUCGUUAAAAUCACGGGCACUAAAUAUGGCACUCAUUCAAAGUGGACAUGAAACGUUCAUUUGUUUUCCGCAAACAACACAUGCCGUCAUUUAUAAACAUGAGGAUUCACAUUUUAAGUAUUACACCAAAAUUGAAUCAAAAAAUGCGCGAAUUUUAUCGGGAUUCCAAAUGGGCGGAUAUUCAUAUUUAACAAUCGGUGGAAGACAUGCCAAAAUCUUACGCUAUCAUCGCGGCAAAUUUAUCGAUCAAACGAUUUUAUCGAAGAGUUGGGGUGACGUUGAAUUUUUUCUACCCGUUCCAGCACGUACGUAUCGUGAUGAUCUAAUUCUGUUCAUUCAACAUCGUAUCGACUAUGGAUCACAUACGAAUGCAUUUAUGGAAGCAUUAAUUUGGAAUGGUCACGCAUUUCAUCCGGCUCUACAAGUGCCGUGUUAUAUAAAUGGUCGAAUGUCAGAUUCGGGAAUCGCUUGUAUGCUUGAUGAAUACCGUGAACUGGGAAUUAUUGGUGCAACCAUGUUUCAACGAAAUCGGACCAUUUCGAUAUUGGUGCCUCGACAAGAUGCCCCAUCUGGUUUAUUCGAUUUAGAAAUUGAACUAUUGCCUGCUUCAUACACAAUGAACGAUCAUUUGCUUGAGCUUUUAUCUGAAGUUGUUAUUAUGCUUGAAACACGUAAUAACGUAUUGCUAAAGGCACGAGACGUAAUUAACAGCUUUCCAAAAGGAGCAAUGGAUGAAGUUACCAUUAAAAAUCAAACGCUCGAUACAAUUUAUACAAAAAAUAUUGAUCUAAGCAAUAUCGUUCCAACGGAGGGUAUAUUUUUGGGCAAUGAUCCGCUUACAAAGGAAACUGUCGAUGAAUUUUUUCAUGUUUUAAACGAAACAGAAACCAGUCUAAAAAUACUCGCAGAGCUAAAGCGAAAUAAACGAGAGGAUAACGAUGCCAGUGAGCAAUUGCAUUUAAAAUCAUUCAAUGUGAGCGAUUUGAAUGUACAAUACAUUAACGAUAUUCCAAUCGAUGAUUUUGUAUUUGUGGAAGACGGUAAUUUAAGUUUGGAUACCGUUGUAUUGGAUCAACCAAUCGACGCAGAGAUUAUUGAACGGUUGCAAGAAAAUUUUGCCAAUGCUCAACUUGGAUUAGAAACAACAACCGAUACAACAACUAUCAAAGGCGAUCUAACAUUCGAUGAAAUAAACGGAAUCCAGUGGAAAGACUUCAUCAAUCAAAUAAUUUUAAAACAUUUACCAAACACCGUCGAUGAUAUUGAAAUUAUUGGCGAUGUAAUAGCUGAAAGCGCAUUGUCUGCAAAUCAUUUGAACGAAUUACCAUUUCCAAAUGGUUACAUAUCCACGGAAACGACAGAGGAAAUUGUUGUAACUGGUCGCAAAGUUUUCAAGAACAGUUUAAUAACCGAAGCAAUGGAUUGCUUUGAAGAUUUCAAUAAAGUCGAUCUAUCAAGAGUUGUGACACUGAACGGUACACAAUUCAUUGGCGGCACCACUACCUUCAGAAAGUUGGAAGUUACUGAAUCUUUGGAGAUGGGUCCAAAUGCAACAAUAUCGGGUCGUCGUCUUGAUGAAUUUUUGUCAAAUCCAACAUUACAAGAAACUCGUCAAAUUAGUGCAACAGUUCAUAUAGAUACGCUUGAAAUCGAAGGGCCAAUCUAUGUUCGUAAUAAAAUAAAUGAUAUAUUUUUGGAUGAGGUCCUAAGCGAUAUAGUAUACAAACAUGAACCAAAUCCACAAAUCACAUCGUUCAAACGAUUCGGAACGGUACAAGCAGCCGAUAUUCGACUCACAGCGGAUCUUAUCAAUGGCACACCAUUUUCACAAUUUGUUACCACUGACACAAUGCAAACGUUUAAUGUAAGCAAAUUGCGUGGUAAUGUGUAUUUUCAGCGCUUGAAUUUAGACGGUUUAUUCAAUUUCAUUAAUGUUACGGAAGUGGAUAUGAAUUCGUUGAAGUUGUUUGGUGAACAAUACACUGAUGCUGAACUUGUAUUUGAGGAUGGUGAAUUUUUGAGCAUAGAUGCCACUCAAUUGGAUGUUUUGGAAACUGUAAAUAACAUCGAUGUGCAUGACUUUAUCGAUAUUGAUGGGGAUUUCGAAUUGACUGGCAACGUAAAUCUCAAUAGUUUGCACGUCAAUGAGUUGAUCGUAAAUGGUGUAAUAAAAGGCAACAGACAAUCUUUAAUCAACGGUUUCCAGUUAUCCGACUUGAUUCGAUCACAUUUCAGCAAGAAUCAUCGGCAGAAUUUCACGAAACCAGUUUAUAUACCGAAAGCAGUGUUACGAAAUGGCGUCAACAUAAGCCAAUUGAAUGGCUACGAUUUCGAGACAAUUGUAAAAAAUCUGCGAAAUUUUGAAACAAAUGAACAAAUGCUCAAUGGGUCACAUGUCGAUAUCAAUCAAAUGUUUGUCAAUGGAAGUAUUCUAUUGAGCGAUGUAAACGGUUAUGAUUUUGAAGAGGUCAAAGCGAACGUAAUACCUUUGGAUCAAACAAAUAAUAUUGAUUUGCCGAUAACAUUUUUGGAUCCAAUUUUUGUGAAUGGCAAAUUGAAUAUAAUUGGUCUGCAUGGUGAAAAAAAUUUCAACGAUUUUGUCAAUAAUUUAGUACGUAAAUCAGCCAAAAUGAAUAGAAUUUAUGGUACAACCAUUUUUAAUGAAGAUGUUACUGUGAGCAACAAUGCUAAAGUCACUACAAUUAAUGAAAUUCAAGUAGAUCACAUACUGACGAAAAAUUUUAAUCGAGAAAUUCUCAAUUCGAUUCGAAUUAUUGGCGAUGUAACCAUUCCAAAUCUCAAUGUUAAAGGUACGCUGAAUGGUGUGUCGGGUGAGAGGCUAAGUAAUUAUAGCUUUAAUCAACAAACCGCAUCAUUUACAUUGAAGAAUGAUGUAUUUUUCAAUCAAAGCAUUGCCAUUAAACAUUUCUAUGUGCAAGGUGGCUAUAAUGACAUCGGAAAUAUACAUGAGCAUUUAAAAGGCAUCAUUCGAACCGAUCGACCAGCAAGAAUCAUCGGUACAAAAACAUUUAAGAAUUCAGUUAACUUUGAAAAUGGAAUCAAUAUUAACAAAUACAAUGGGAUUGAUGUUCAGAGGUUUUUGUCAAAUGUCGUAUUAAUCGAUCAACUCGAACCGGUUGACAUUUAUUCAGAUGUUGUAUUUGCAGCACCUGUUAUAGCACCACGAAUGAAUAUUACAGGAGAUAUAACCACCACAUCAAUAAACAAUAUUACAGUUGCCGAUUUGGUUCAAAAUACCAUCCGAAUCGAUAAACCAUUCAAUUUUGAUGGCACAGCCACCUUUCCGGAAGGCACAUUUGAAUCGAGUAAUAUAGACACACAUCGCUUAAAUGAGCAUCCCGUUGAAGAAAUUUUCACAUUGAAUACACCUCAAGCAUUUGAUAAACCAGUUCAUUUGAAUUAUGUUUACUCUACUGUACCAAUCAAAACAAGCGGACUCGUCUCAGGAUAUGAUUUGCCGAAAGAACGUGCAAAUACACUCAUGGUGUAUGGUACGCAAAACAUCUCAAUACCGACCAUUUUUCAAUCGGUACGUGUACUAUCAAAACUUGAAACUGCUGGAUUGGUUAAUGGUCGUGAUAUAAAAUUGGCAGCAUCACUAAAAGGCAAUAUCAUUGUUGACUCGCCGUUAUCAUUUGGUUCGGUUGCGGUCGACAGGCUCUAUACCAAUGACCUUAUAUCGGGCAUAAACUUUGAUAAGUGGUAUGAAAAUUCAUUUCUACGAUUUAAACAAACACCACAAGUAGUGACUGCGCCAUGGCUGAUUAAACAUGCUGCGGUUGACAUAUUGACCGUGGAUCAAGGAAUGAACGGCAUGGAUGUAAAUCAAUUUAUAGGAAAUUUAGAUCAAUUUCAUAAGCAACAUCAUGAAAUAUUCAAGCAUAAGUGCCAAACGGCAAAAGAGUUAAUUCAAGAAACCCAAAACAAUCAAUUUUUCCUGUCACAUUUUUCCUCAGCAUUCACGAUUGACACACAAAAUGCAAUCAAUUCGAUUUAUUUAUUUGCCUUCUUCGAUCACAAUUACAUGUUGAUAAAUUCUGGAUGUGAAACAAUGGUGUAUGCAUGGAAUAUGGAAAAUAAAACCUACAACUCGGUUAGUACAUUGAACACCGGUGAUGUUUAUCAAUGGAUCCAUGUUUUAGAUCCGGAAAAUCAAUUGUUUUUGAUAAGCAACAAUGAUGGCUCAAUUGAAUCAAACUGCCCAUUUUCUGGAGCAUUUAUUUGGAGAUUUAAUCCAAACGAUAAUCAACUGAAACAUGCUGUACAGUUCGGUGAAAAUGGCGAUUAUCGAUCCAUGCAAAUGAAACCAAACAGUCAUGCACUCUUUUAUGUCAUUCGAAACAGUGACAGCCACGUGGUUGAGUAUAAUUUAAGAGGAGCUAUCGUCUCCGAAUGGAAUCAGAAUGCUGAUGGUGCAUCUGAACCAUCACUUACAGAAUCCGUUCGUUUUGUGCCCGACGAAGCACAACUUGGCUUAGCACUGUCUGAUGGGAAGCGGCUAUCUAUGUUAAAUGAAUGCAAUUGCACGGAACGCACAAAACGUUGUUUACUUGUCCAAAUUACCGGUAUGGAUUUAGAGAAUUAUAGAGCUGAACGUCAAAAAAAAAUCGAAAAAACGAUGGCACAACUACGAAUGAAUUUGGAAAAUUGUCGCGAAUUUUUGCGAUCACUUUUAAUAUCAAAUAAAGUGAAUCUACAAACUGGUGUCACAUUUUCUCAACUAAAUCAAUCUAAAAUCGAUAAUUUACGGGAAAUUCUAAGUGAAUCAAAUGAACAAAUGGAGCCAAUUUUAUCAAGCAGUCAUACACAGUGUAGUGAGGCAGCUAUAGUGAAGACAUCAAUGUCUUCCGAUGAAACUACUUCGACCAAAGCAAAAACGGUUUCUAUUCAUCAAAAUGAAAUGCCUACUACCACCGAACCCACACCAAUGUCACACAAUCAAAAUAUUACUCUACAAAUAGAUGGAAAAUUCAUUGCAGAUCUUAUAGAUGCAAUGGACGAAGUCAUUGCAACAAAUAAAAGUUUUGCAACGAUCGCAAAAUUAAAUGUAACCGAUCGAGAUGAAACCGAUCAAAUAAAUGUCAGUUCAACCGCCAAUCUUGUUGAUUUGUUUGACUUAUUUUAUGAAGUUCUUAAAGAAAAUCGAAAGAAGCAUAAACAAGAAAACCACGUGGCCAAUGAAUCUGAAAAUGUUGCUUCGCAAUUGAACACGGCUGAAGAAAAGCAAAUAAUGAAUGACUCGUUAGUUUUGAAAGAGAUGCUGUCGGCUUCAAAUGCAACCAAUCAAAUGGAUCCGAAGGUUGGUACUCUCUUUGGAAUGUUUAUGUUGGAGAAAACUUUGUCCCAUACUAUAGAUCGCGUGUCCAAAUUGAUGCUUGGUAACGAUAAUGAUGAAGAGAAUGCCGAUGGUCAAAGAAGUGGACUUUUUGGUUUACUCGGUUCACCGCAUAUAAAUCUCACCAACGAUAUUUUAAAUACGAUUGAAGAAGUAAGAACCACAUCCAAUUGCGAAGACGAGGAAGACGUUGAUGAUGACUCAAUAGUGGGAGAUCAAUUUGGCGAUAUAAUGUUUAAGCUGGAACCGUUUGCAGAUCAAAUAAUUGAUAAAAUUGUUGAUGAAAUUCGUCGGAGAAAUCAAACGGCACGAUAUGCGGUAGUAGAUUCAGCACAUGAAGAAGUGAUUAAAAAGGAAAAUGCUGACAAAAUCUUACGAAAACAUGCCAGCCCUAUGUUGAGUGCAGUAGAUGUUUUGACAAUUAUGGAAGUGAUGGAUGCGAUCGAUACGUCAAUGAAUCAAAGUAAAAGUGACGAAACUAUGGUUGGUUCUGCAGCAAAAUUAGUCGAUUUGAUGGAUUGGGCUGAGCGAAUCUUGAUUGAAAAUCGCGAAAAUCAUCGAAAAAAUGAAGAUUAUUCUGAUCACCAAGGCGAACAUGAAAACAGUUAUAUUCUUGGAACGACGAUGAAUCGAAAUGAAUUGAAUCAAGCGAUGAAUGAUUCAUUGAAUGUGCAUAAUUUAUUUGCAAAUAUUUCCAGUGAACCAUCACCAAAAGUAGGUACACUUUUUGGAGCAUUUAUGAUAGAUAAAUCACUUGCGUAUACCAUAAGCAGAGCAGCCGAUACAUUUUUCCAACAAAACCAAUAUGAUGAUGAUGAAGAAGAAGACGAUGAAAAAGAACAUAUAUUGGGAUUGAAACAGGAUAUAUUUGAUGGGCUCGAAUCACCACAUCACGUAAACACCGAUCCAGUGGAGCACAUUUUAAAUUUGAUAUCGCUCGCUGAAAACCUAACAAUGGAAUUCACUUCAAGUGAAACGCAUUCUGAUCCAAGUCUUGGCGAUGUCAUUGAUCCGGUAUCCGAUAACAUUUUGAAUAAAGUUAAUUAUGAACUCCAAAUGAGACAAUACGAUCAACAAAUGCUUGGAUUAAAUCAGGAAGAUCCACGAGUAGGAGAUCAAUUUGGAGAAGUUUUAUCUAAAUUGACUCCAUUCGCUGAUAAUAUAAUUGAUCAGGUUGUUGAUGAAAUUAGGAGAAGAGAAUCUAGCCCGGUCCAAAAAAAACCAUUUCCGUAUAAUCGUGAUCAGAAUAGCUAUGAUGACCAAUUUUUGUUACAAUCUACGCAUAAUGAAGAUGCCGGCGAUGAAGAUGACGAUGAAGACAAUCGUAUAACAUCACAGAUGUCUGGAUUUUUCCGAAAAAUUGGCCAAUCAAUGGUUAAAGUUUACUCGUUUGGCAAAGAUCAUUUGGACAUUGAUAGCGCCGCAGAUGCGGCGAAUGAUCUAAAACAACUUGCUAUAGAAUAUAUUAAAGACUAUGUAGAAGAUAAUGUGAAUAAUAAUAAAAGCUAUGGUGCGCCGGAAGAAACCGUUGAUGAUAAAACACUAGAAAAAGAUCAGCCAAACGUAGAUUCAGUACAGCAAACGCAAAGUAAAUCGAAUUUAUCUUCAGAUAGUCUACGGAAAGUAACCACAAAUGAGAAUCCAAAAGGACGAGAAUUUGUUAAAUCAUUCGUCGUUGAAAUGUUAAAUUCGCUUGUACGUAAAACCACGACUGAUCAAACGAGUGACUCAGCCUCGACCUUCUGGCCAAUGAUCAAAAACGCCGUUAAAGCAUUAUUCGAAAUGAAUCAAAAUAAUACGGAGCUCGAUAAAAACCAAGAUAAAUCUAAAGAACAUCAUUUGGUUUUGAAAGAAUUGAUGCACAAAGCGGGUCAAGUAUCUAAAUUUGUAGAGAGAAAACAGUCGGAAAUGAAUUCAGCCGAUGAAAUGGUCGGAUCUACAUUGAAUGCAAAGAGUGUGGAUGACAAAAAAUUUGAAGAUUUAUUCAACAAAUUUACACCAUUAAUUAAUUUAUUGUCAGAUAGAGUUGUUAAAAAAUUACUGAACGCAAGAAGGGAACAACGUAAAAAGGAUGUAGAAGAACCUCUCAGUGAGUCGCUGGUCGAUAUCGAAAGUAAUCGAAACGAAGUGCACGAGGAAAUUAGAUUCAAAUGUUCACAAAAUUUAACUAUGGAAGAGUUUGCACAAAAAUUGGAGGAAUUUAAACAACAAAAUCCGAAUAUGUUUUCGUGGAUGGAUACAAUUAGAAAUGCCAAAGAUGAAGAUGAAGAUUCGCCGACAUUAGAAGCAGAAAGUACCAAGCAAAUUGAAGCGACCGUAAUUAAAAUACCGGAUCAUUCGCUUCCAACGCAUCAAAAUAAUGAAAUUAUUGCCAUUCGAGUUGGUUCCACACAACAACUACUAAUUGCUGUAACAUCGAUCACGGAAAAUACAAUUAAAAGUGACCAUGAUCGAAUUCAGAUUUUUGAAGAUUUCACUAAUGGGAAAUUGUUCCAAACAAUAUCAUGCUAUAAACCAAGAAGUCUAAUCACAUUCAAUAUAAAUAUGGACACUAUUUUGGCAUUUGUUCAAGAUGAGUUUGAGGUCAAGACAUACAUUCUUCGCGGUACUAUUGGAUUCGUCGAAUUUACGUCAUUCAAAAUGCCAUCACCCAUAAAACAAAUGAUUCACAAUGAAAUUAUGACUCACUCAUCGCAAUCUUUGUGCCCGGAACACUUUUUGGUACUCGUAAUGGAAAAUAAAAUCGAAUUUAUGACAGCUGUAACAAUUGGAGACUGUAAAAUCAAUGAAAAUUUAAAUUGUUAGCCAACACAUGAUGGCAAAAAAGUCAAAAUCGAUCUCAA
Messenger RNA from Contarinia nasturtii (swede midge), 10044 nucleotides. RefSeq lists its product as uncharacterized. The transcript has 12 exons. Gene Ontology annotation, cellular component: cell surface. The record is from RefSeq and is a predicted model, not a curated record. Lineage: Eukaryota; Metazoa; Arthropoda; Insecta; Diptera; Cecidomyiidae. Bases 77 to 10006 code for a protein of 3309 amino acids. Gene Ontology annotation, molecular function: heparin binding.